This is a messenger RNA of Giardia duodenalis, 1578 nucleotides long. RefSeq names its product Cation efflux family protein. The transcript has a single exon. The coding region runs from base 1 to 1578 and encodes 525 amino acids. Gene Ontology annotation, cellular component: membrane. Lineage: Eukaryota; Fornicata; Diplomonadida; Hexamitidae. Gene Ontology annotation, molecular function: monoatomic cation transmembrane transporter activity. The record is from RefSeq and is a predicted model, not a curated record. Gene Ontology annotation, biological process: transmembrane transport; monoatomic cation transport.
AUGGCAAAGGUGAUGAACCUCCGUGUAGAGACUGGUCUCGACAAUGACACAUUGACACACCAUAGCAGCGCACAUCUCGAGCAGCAAGAUCUCAUUGUAGAAGAGCCGCAGGCUCUGCAAUGGAUGACCGUUCCACCUCUUCCAGGUGUGCCCUCCUUGUUUGCUGAAGCUCUCCGGCUUACUGAAUUUGAAACACUCCAAGAGAGUCUUGCGAAAGCCUCUGGUAAUUCUCUAGGCAUAGAGGACUUGUCACUUGUCAUGGAUGGAUAUAACUCUUGCAAUUGUGUGGCAGGAGACAACGGACCAAUUGAACAAUGUCCACAUUUACAGGAACACAAUAACAUAGCCUUUCUUCGGAGCGUUAAGGCGCGGUUAGAACAUCUUGAGAUUCUCGAAAAGAAGGCUGCUGGCUCUAAGUCUAACCCUUUCGCAGAUGAUAUUCCUAUUCUGAGGACCACCUUGUACGAGCGUAUACGCACAAUCUUGCAAAAGACCGAUUGUGGCAAAGACGAUUGCCACUUUAGACAAUACCUGUUGAGCUUCUGCAAGGACCUUGAUGACAUGGCGGUACCUUCUCCCGCCGAGGACCUUUCUUUGUUACGCACUUGCAGUGCUGGUAAGCUUUGUGUCAAUCUUUCUUUCGGUAGUAAUAUAUUGUUGGUCAUUCUCAAGAUAAUUGCCUACUCGCUUUCGCUAUCUAUGUCUGUCUUGGCAUCCAUGGUGGACUCGUGCCUUGAUAUCCUCUCGGGACUGGUUCUCUUCAUAUGCGCACGCUUGGCUCGCUCGGGGGCUGAGAAGACGGGACACCAGGACUCACUGAAGCUCCAGAAGCAAAGUAUCACUUAUCCCAUCGGAAAGAGGCGUUAUGAGACCCUUGGUGUGCUAUCCUUUGCAUGCAUCAUGGGGACAUUCGCUGCAACUCUUGCUUAUGAAUCCAUUCAGCAGAUCAUACAGCUGGCUAAGGGCGUUCCCGACAACCCAGCUCGUUUUGACACCUUGCAAAUUGUUAUAAUAGGUUUCACCAUUGUACUAAAGCUAUUCUUGUGUCUCUUUUGUCACUUUGUGGGGAGGGAGGCUAAGAUCUUAUCUGAUGCGUGUUUAGCCUAUCGUGACGAUCACCGAAACGAUGUCCUUUCCAAUUCCCUCGGGUUUGUAGCUGCCUUCGUCGGGUCCAAGUUCAAUGGGCAUGACGGGACUGUUAAUCUUUCUUACAUUGAUCCCGUGGGCUCCCUUAUUUUGUGCAUUUAUAUACUGAUUAACUGGACCCUUGCCGCACGGACGCAGAUACGCUCGAUGAUUGGGCGCUCUUUAGGUGUGGAAGACCAGGCCCGACUAGUUCUUCAUGCCAUGCACUUUGAUCCGUCCAUUGAACGCAUCAACGAAGUGCUCGCCUAUCAGUGCGGGAAGGAGUCUACGGUAGAGGUGACGAUCUGUCUUCCUGACCAGAUGUAUGUGUGUAGCUGCCAUGACAUAGUGCACGGUCUCCAGGAUCACAUUCAAAGACUUGACUUUGUAGAGCGGUGCUUCGUACACGUCGAGUCCACAAAUUGCCAUAUACUAGCUAACGCAGAGGUAUAA